GGCCCCGCCCCGCGGUGACGUCACGGCGCGGCGGCGGCGGCGGGCGCGCGCGGGGGCUGCCGGGACCGCCCCCCCCCCCCAUCCCCUCAUGAUCCUCGGGCGGAUGCGCGGGGCGGGCAUCGCCCGGGCGGUCAUGCAGGGACCAAGGCCAGUGGUUCUGAGUGGCCCCUCAGGCGCAGGGAAAAGCACUUUGUUAAAGAAAUUGUUCAAAGAUUAUGAGAACGUCUUCGGCUUCAGCGUCUCCCACACCACAAGGCAGCCGAGGCCUGGAGAAGUGAAUGGCAAAGAUUAUCACUUUGUGACCAGAGAGGAAAUGCAAAAAGAAAUUGAUGCUGGUGAAUUUAUCGAGCACGCUGAGUUCUCCGGGAAUAUGUACGGGACAAGCAAAGGCGCCGUGCAGGCCGUGCAGGCACAGAACCAGAUCUGUGUGCUCGACAUCGACAUCCAGGGCGUGAAGAACAUCAAGAAGACCGAGCUGAAGCCCAUCUACAUCUCAGUGCAGCCGCCCUCCAUCGAGAUCCUGGAGAAACGACUACGGGACCGCAAGACCGAGACAGAGGAGAGUUUACAGAAGCGUUUGAGUGCAGCCCGCGUGGACCUGGAGCUCAGUAAAGAGCCCGGGCUGUUCGACCUGGUCAUCAUUAAUGAUGAUUUAGAAAAGGCCUAUUCCGAAUUGAAGGAGGUGCUGCUGGAGGAAAUCAAGAAGACCCAGGAAUCCAGGAAGUCCUGAGCUGACCCUGCUUGGGCGUUUCAAUUUUGCACAUCAUUCCCGAAGCAUGUCACACGGUUUUAUUCCAGAAGACAUUCCCUGUAGGCUGCUCCUACCCCCAACUUACUCUAGGAUGUUUAUAUUAAAAGGAAAGAAAAGGAAA
Prinia subflava (tawny-flanked prinia) is the source of this 872-nucleotide messenger RNA. RefSeq names its product guanylate kinase 1 (gene GUK1). The transcript has 8 exons. Gene Ontology annotation, biological process: purine nucleotide metabolic process. Gene Ontology annotation, molecular function: GMP kinase activity. Bases 89 to 730 code for a protein of 213 amino acids. The record is from RefSeq and is a predicted model, not a curated record. NCBI's taxonomy places the organism in Eukaryota, Metazoa, Chordata, Aves, Passeriformes, Cisticolidae. Gene Ontology annotation, cellular component: cytosol.